Molecule: messenger RNA, 2292 nt
Organism: Magallana angulata
Lineage: Eukaryota; Metazoa; Mollusca; Bivalvia; Ostreida; Ostreidae
Product: hillarin-like
Exons: 5
Coding region: 1-2292 (763 amino acids)
Source: RefSeq, a predicted model, not a curated record
AUGAACAUAGUUGGACCUAUGUCUGAUGAAGAGAUUGACUUGAACGGUGUCCCUCCCUCCUCCCCCGAGCUUCUGACGGAAAGCAGACAACAGGAAGUAGACAGCCAGGCUGCAAGCCCCCAGGGUCAAGUUUCGAAAGAAAUAACCCCGAGGACUGGAAAUAUUCACGUUAACCUAGGUGAAAAUCGCUCUGUUGGAGAGCAACCCCCAACGGCACCAUCAACAUUUAAACUGGUACCUGUCAGUGCCGAGCAGGAACAGCCCCCGCCCCCGUUGGCUAACCCGACUGGUCCCAGUCACCUGAAGCCUAGUUUGGAUCAGAUUGACCGACAAGCUCUACAAUCUGUGGAUGGCCACGCUACACAGGUAUCAACAUAUGAGCAUCCAAGCUUCAGAGAAUUGAUUUGGGAUUUGAUUUUCUCAAAAAAUAUCUCCAACGAAUUAGAAAAAGUGAGAGCAAUAUUCAAAUGGCUAGCUACCAAGAAUCUAAAAGAUAUUUUCUUUAACAAUGUUGAGAAAGGCAGCCCUGAGGAGGUUUUACUCGAACUCAAGGAGGAUAAAACAACAUACGCUAAUGUGUUUGACACGAUGUGCAAUUACGCAGGAAUACACUCCAGAAUCAUUAACGGCUAUUGUAAAGGGGUCAAUUACAAACCCGGCAUGACAUUCAAUUCAGACAAAGAUAAGCACUCCUGGAAUGCAGUCUACAUCAACGGAACUUGGGGUCUGGUGGAUGCCCAAUGGGCCGCCAGGGAAGUUAUUAAAAAAAUCAGGAAACUCCACUACCGGCUAGAUGAGUAUUACUUCCUUCCUGAUCCUCAUCAUUUCAACUGCAACCACUUCCCUGAUGACGAUCAGUGGCAGUUGUUGGAAAGGCCCAUAACGUUGGAGGAAUUUGAAAACAUGCCACACAUUAAAUACCACUUCUUUAAAUAUGGACUUCAGUUUUUAAGUCACCACUCUGUGAUCAUUUAUGGACGAGGUGAAGUGAAUGUCCGUCUUGGAUAUCCUGCCAAUAAAGUGGCCGUGAAUUUCGACUUUAGAUUGGAGUUUGAGAGUGAUGAGGAGGAGGAGUACAAAGGAACCAAACUGAUUCGCUAUGGCAUGCAGGAGAGCAUUGAAGGAAUUGUUUCCUUUAGAUUUCGCCUUCCAGCAAAGGGGUCAUAUGUUCUAAUAAUAUAUGCUUCAGAAAAGAAAGAUAAUGUGUAUGAUCAAGUGUGCGAGUAUAAGAUUGUCCAGAAAGAAGUAUCGGUCACCGAACCACUCCCCUUCCCACCCUGUGCCUCCCAGAACUGGGGACCUAGCACCGAUUUCUAUAGGUAUGGACUUGACACCUACCAAAAGACAUCCAAGAUCUUGACCAAGGACGGAAAAGCAGAGCUACAAAUUAUAAUACCAAGACAGAUGCAUUUCAUGACUAAACUGAAGCACAAUGAUCUAAACGAUGAAGACCUACAAGGCUAUGCGACUCACAGAAUUGUUGGAAAUACCGUUUAUUUCAACAUCACUGCCCCGAGGCGUGGUGAAUACGGAUUAGAAAUUCAUGCCAAUGACCCAGCAACCGAAGGUUCAACCCUGAAUCAAGUGGCACAAUAUUUAGUGGAGUGUAACGAAGACGUAAAGACCGUUCCAUUACCAAAACUGUCGGCUGGGUAUCUUGGAGCUAAACCUAAAUUCAAUGACUACGGUCUGAACACUGUAAGUCACCACACUCCUCUGAUUCACAUAGAAACCAACACCGUCGAAAUUCAGUUGUCGGUCACCCAAGAAAUAAGAGUCAAGGCCAACCUGAUAGAAGUGGAAUCAGACCGAGAGAUGACAGAAUUCGUCUUUACCCAGACCAAGGAUUCGGUGGUCAGCUUCAUGGUAAACUGUCCGUCCGUAGGAUUCUACAAGCUAGAGCUGUACGCAGCCCCAGUCCACGACCCAAGCCAACAGCUACCAGGGGUCUACAACUACCUUAUCAACUGUCAAAGGAAGACCGAGAACGUCUAUCCUUUCCCUAAGCAGGAUCCACGCUGGAAUGAAAGCUGCUACAUGUGGGAGCCAUUAGUCGUCGACAAAGAGAUAGGGAAACCCACAGUUAAUUUCCACGUCAAGAUUCCCAAGGCUAAAGAUGUCGCUGUAGUGGUGAAUCAGAAGUGGACCUACCUUAAAUUGUCGCAGCCGGAAAUAUGGGAAGGGGAGGUUAAUCUGGCGCCUUAUUAUGGAGAAGGCGUCAAAGUAACUUUGAAUGCUUUCUUUGGUGGAGACAAUACCAGUUAUCCAACAUUGCUUGAAUAUUUAUUUUAG